Messenger RNA from Chlamydomonas reinhardtii, 587 nucleotides. RefSeq lists its product as uncharacterized. The transcript has a single exon. Bases 134 to 319 code for a protein of 61 amino acids. The record is from RefSeq and is a predicted model, not a curated record. Lineage: Eukaryota; Viridiplantae; Chlorophyta; Chlorophyceae; Chlamydomonadales; Chlamydomonadaceae.
GCCACGCUCAAUUGGUGAUUUUAUAAUUGGUGACAGGAAGAAAUCGCGUUGGAAUUAAACAGGCUGACACAGAUUUUGGUGAUGGGCUCUGGCAGAAGCCAGGCCGAAUUACACCCGUGUCACAGAAUUGGUGAUGGGACCCCCCAAAUCGUACCCAGCGUCUCCGGCCCCGGCAGCUGCAACACAAGCCCCGCGCUUGCAGGCGCUCUCCAGCCAACGUCCCACAGUACUUCUGCUGGUCAGCUUCACAACCACGCACCCAGCAGCACCGUAUUCCCGCCGCCGGUCACCCCUCCGUGGAUUGGAUUGGCCAGAGUAGGAUUGGACCCAGCACUUGAGGAUUGGGUUUGACCGGCCAGGGAUUGGAACGCCACUUUUGGGGAUUGGGUUUGGUCGGGUGGGGAUUGGUGUCGGCACUUGAGGAUUGGGAUAGGGCAGGUGAGGAUUGCUUGCGCACUCACGGAUUCGGAUAGGACAGGUGGGGAUUGGUACUUUCAGACUGUCCCAGGCUGUCCUGACACCGCUGCAGUGCUGAUUCGGGUCGGUCCUUAGGGUUUUCAAUAGGGAGACCUGGAGCGCAGCGCACA